Molecule: messenger RNA, 1451 nt
Organism: Abrus precatorius (Indian licorice)
Lineage: Eukaryota; Viridiplantae; Streptophyta; Magnoliopsida; Fabales; Fabaceae
Product: cysteine-rich repeat secretory protein 38-like
Exons: 1
Coding region: 1-822 (273 amino acids)
Source: RefSeq, a predicted model, not a curated record
AUGUUCUGUCAAUGGUUAUUUACCAUCAAAUUGAUAUGCCUUAUUUGCUUUGUUUCUGGUCAGAACAGUAGCAAUACACAACCACUUGAUUAUAGAUAUGCUUGUUUGGACCAAUCUUCUGUUCCUCCUUCUACAACAUACCAAACCAACCUCAACAAUCUGAUAUCUUCACUCUCAUCUGAUUCUGCUACAAGCAAUGGUUUUGGAAAUAGAAGUUCAGGUGAUGAUCGAAGCAACAUGGUUUAUGGACUCUACCUAUGUCGUGGCGAUGUUAACAAAAGCCUUUGUCACUCAUGUGUGCAAAACUCUAGCAGAUUACUCAAACAGCACUGCCCAAAUAAUGCCACAGCUAUUUUAUGGUACCCCUUUUGUCUUCUGAGGUACUCAAACCAGAAUUUCUUUGGCAACCUCACAAUCAGGCCCAGGAUUCCUAUGUUCGAUGCGACGCAAAAUUUUACUAGUGCUGGAGAAUUUGACAGUGAUGCUAGGAUUUUGAUGAAUGGUUUGAUACAAAUGGGAUCAGAGAAUCCUUUGAUGUUUGGAACACACAUGUUCAACAUAAAUGGUACACAAAGAAGGUAUGGUUGGGUGCAGUGCAGCAGGGAUAUUACUAGUGAUGAAUGCAGAACAUGUUUGAGCAAUAUGCUUCAGGAUGUUGAAAAUUGUUGUGAAGAGAAGAAGGUGUGGCGUAUCUUUUCUCCAAGCUGUAUUGUGAUGUAUGAAACACAGCCAUUUUUUUUGAAUGAUACACUGCCUGCUGCUCCAGCACCUCAGCAAGGUAUGAGCUUGAUUCUUUUAGCUAUGUUUUUAUGUUCAUCCUAAUAUUUUGUACUAUUCAUCUAGAACCAAUUUGCUAUGAUCUAUUGAUCUAUAGGAGCAUCACUGACACUGGUACCCCCUAAAUUAUGUUUGAGAACUUGUACUUCUUUUCUUGAAGAUUGCCGUGUUAGACAGUUUUCAAAAUUUAUACCCUCAAAAGUGACAACUUGUGUUGCUUUGAUUCUGAUUGAUUUCAUCUACACAAAUUAGUCCUAUGAGGGAAGAAAACCAUUUACAUGUUGACAACUUGGUAAGAUCAACUUGACAAUUUCAGAGACGAAUGUACACUUUUAGGGACCAUGGGGACACAAGUUACCAGUUUAAGAACCAAUAUUUAUAUUAUUCUACUAUUGGUCAUAAAAUUGUGUAAGCACUAGUAUGGGGAGGUGGAGGUAUGCUAAAUGUCGCUAGUAGCAUUCUAUUGUGGGAUUCAAGUAGCUUCCCAAGGGACUUGGUGCCACAUGAGCUAAUUUUCUUCCGGAAACAUGUUUUAGUCUUGCAUUUAUUUGCUAUCUUUUAAGUAUAAUAUAAAGGCAAAAACUCCGUAAAAAUUGUAUAACAAAGCCUAAAAUAACAAUUAUUUCCACUUCUUCACCAUUUUUCACAAAUGAUACACAUUGUUUGUCUUGUUA